This is a messenger RNA of Diaporthe citri, 6225 nucleotides long. RefSeq lists its product as uncharacterized. Gene Ontology annotation, molecular function: 3-oxoacyl-[acyl-carrier-protein] synthase activity; methyltransferase activity; fatty acid synthase activity. The coding region runs from base 1 to 6225 and encodes 2074 amino acids. NCBI's taxonomy places the organism in Eukaryota, Fungi, Ascomycota, Sordariomycetes, Diaporthales, Diaporthaceae. Gene Ontology annotation, biological process: secondary metabolite biosynthetic process; steroid biosynthetic process; fatty acid biosynthetic process. The transcript has 16 exons. The record is from RefSeq and is a predicted model, not a curated record.
AUGGGCUCCCAGGCAACGUGGGAUGGCCAAGAGCCAAUAGCAAUUGUUGGACUUGGUAUCGGUAAUAGUACCAAAGUCCCGAGCUCACGGUUCAAUAUUGAUGCAUACUACCACCCGAGCAAGGAACGUCCUGGAAGCUUCAAUAUUUCUGGUGGCUAUUUCCUGGACGAUGACCUAGAGGGGUUCGACCCUGGAAUGUUCAAGCUUUCGCCGCUUGAAGCCAUUAACAUGGAUCCCCAACAGCGAAAACUUCUCGAAGUAGUGUACGAGACCUUCGAGAAUGCCGGAAUAUCUCUGGAGCAGGUUGGCCUCAGAAAAACAGGCUGCUUCGCUGCCACCUUCUCCCAAGACUAUCUGCAUAUGAACACAAAGGAGCCUGACUUCCGACUGGUGUAUGCAGGUGUUGGGGUCGAUAACGGUAUGCUGGCAAAUCGCAUGAGCUAUUGUUUUGACUUGAGAGGACCGAGUGUGAUGCUCAAUACGGCGUGCUCCUCCAGCAUUAACGGGAUACAGGACGACCUCAUAGCACACCCUGGCGUCGAUGGUCAAGUUGAUGUGAUCUUGUCCGCGUACCAGCGAGCGAAUUUGCCUUUGAACGAGACCUCAUAUUUUGAAUGCCAUGGCACAGGCACUCCGGUCGGCGAUCCGAUCGAGGUCAAGGCCAUUCAUAAGGCUAUGAAUGUUUCAGGUUGUGGCAAUCAUCCUUUACUUGUCGGCAGCGUGAAACCAAAUAUCGGGCACAGUGAGCCUGUCAGUAGCAUCGCGACACUGAUCAAAGCUACAUUGGCAUUGGAACAAGGAUUGAUCCCACCAACUGCUGGAAUAUCUGUGCUCAAUCCGAAAAUCCUAGCGGCUGUCAAAGAGACCCGUUUUGUCGAGGCCGACAAAAUCGCCAAACCAGCAUUCGUGUUCACAGGCCAGGGCGCACAGUGGGCCCAAAUGGGAAUAUCUUUAUUGCAAUCCUACCCGUGCAUAGUGGGAUCGUCUAUUCAAAAACUUGAGAAUCAUCUCAAGGAAUUGGACCCGCCACCGUCAUGGGCAAUAAAGUCACUAUUACGACAGGCCGAAUCUGCCAGUGUCGUCAACGAGGCUGAAUUCUCCCAGCCUCUCUGCACAGCGGUGCAAAUAGCACUCGUAGAUCUGCUUUUCCAUUGGGGAGUUCGUCCGCUGGCAACAGUUGGACAUUCAUCUGGUGAAAUUGCAGCAGCGUAUGCUUCAGGAAAGAUCUCAGCGAAAAGUGCUAUCAGGGCUGCGUACUUCCGUGGGAAGACAGCAGCGUCACUCCAAAAGGACGGAGCCAUGCUUGCCGUCGGCCUUGGGUCUACAGAGAUCUCUGCCAAGUAUCUCGAUCGUCCGGAGACUCGAGACGGAGUGGUCGUUGCGUGCCACAAUUCCCCCAACUCCACAACACUUAGUGGAGACAAGAAGGCUAUCGAGCGGUUGAAGGUCAUCCUGGAUGAGGCUCAUGUCUUCAAUCGUACGCUCAAGACGGACGGCAGAGCCUACCACUCGCACCACGUCAAAGAGGCUGCUAAAGAGUACCUGCAGCAGCUUCAAGAUUCAUCGUCGCAAUCUACGGCGUCGAGCGGGCAAGGUCUGCUGCCUGAGGUGCCCAUGUUUUCCACGGUUAAGAAUACCGACUUGGAGGCCGAUGAGGUCUCAGAUUCAUACUGGGCCUCUAAUCUCUCAAGCCCUGUUCUAUUCGAUGAGGGUGUCCGUCUCUUGCUCAACAGCAAGCCUGAGGUCAACACUUUGAUCGAGAUUGGGCCUCACUCUGCCCUUGCUGGUCCGAUCCGACAGAUCCUGUCGGCAAAUGGCAGGGUUCAAGAUGUGACAUACUUGCCAACGCUUAAACGUGGAGAGCAUGACGCGGAGCAGCUUCUCAGAUUGGCAGGUAACCUUUGGGCUGGGAAUGGGUCAAUCGAUAUGCAGGCUGUCCUAGAACGUGCCGAUACUCUCAGGAUCGACACCUCCGGUAAUGCGAAGUCAGUCGAUACCACGUACGCCUCGCUGUUAGUCGACCUACCACCUUACCGCUGGACGUACACCAAAUCCUGGUGGGACGAGUCACGCUCGAGCAAAGAGCACCGCCAGAUGCUGGAGCCACGGCAUGAUAUCCUCGGCCGCCGGCUUCAUGGAGCAUCUCCACUGGAGCCUAUGUGGCGGAACAUUUUGAGACAGAAAGAUCUACCGUGGUUAUGCCAUCAUCGCCUUGCUGGCGAGGUCUUGUUCCCAGGCACUGGAUAUCUUGCGCUCGCGAUCGAGGCCGUCACUCAGAUUAAUGACCACCUGGAUGAGCCGAUUGACAUCAAGAGCUAUACUGUCCGAGAUGUUGUCUGCUCCACCGCGACGGUGAUACCCGACGACGAUUCCGGAACGGAGACACUCUUCCGGAUGCAGCCCGUACAAGGCAAAUCCACGACAGGAAAUCUGUGGUACAAUUGGACGGCAAGCAGCUGUUCCUACGGCACAUGGAAAGAGGCGGCAAGGGGAUCUGUUGCCGUCAACAUCGAGAACAAGGCACGCCCGCGGCCUCUCCCCACCCACGACGCGUCGUGGCGCAAGACUAAACACCUCGAUUGGAUCGAGAAGCUGAGAUCCGUCGGCGUGGAAUAUGGACCGACCUUCCGCCAUACAGAAGACGUCUUCGCUACAUUCUACGACGGCAAUCCGGACAACCUGCGCUGUGCGAUUCCCGAGGAGCUGAAGGGUCCCAUGAAACGGGAUUUGUUCCUCCGAGAAGAAUGGAAAGCGGACGCGGAUUAUCUCGACGAGACUUCACGAUAUACCAUCCCCGCCAUUGUGGACAUUAUGGUCCAUAAAAAUCCAAAGGCGGGCCGGAUGCUUCUCCUGGAGCCGGCACUUCUUGCUCAGUUCUUACCUGUGCCAUUUGGCUUGGUUUUAACCAUCGCUGUUCCCUCGACGGCUGUCAGGCACGAGCUCGAGGAGAAAUACAGAGACUACAAGACAAUUGCCUUUCUCGAAAUAGAUCUCAAUGCCUCCAGGGUUGCUGAGACUUGUGGAGAACAUGAAGAGUUCGAUUUGAUCAUUUCUGGUCUCCCUGUACACCGGCAUGCCCCCAGCCUCAGGAUCAUUUCAGAACUGCUCAGCUCUAGCGGAGCGCUCAUUUUUCAGAAACACGGCGACACCCUGCAGGAUAUACAGGCAGCUUUGGAACUUGAGGGAAGCAUGAGUGCACCCGUCCGUCCGAUCUCUGAAGAUGUUUUGCUCGCUCGCACAGGUUCUCAUGACAAGGUUGUGGAUGUCAACGGCGAGAGCAGUGGCAGCAGCGAAGCCGCUACUCCCAAACAUGUCAUGUUGGUCUAUCAAAAUGAGGCUGAGACCGCCCUCGUUGACAGUAUCUCGAGCCACCUUGCAGAACUAGGCUGGAGUGUCGAGUCGUCGUCCUUGGAAAAGGUCGACAUCACCAUUGCGAAGAGCGAAGAGACAAAAGUGGUUGUCCUGGACACUACCCCAGACACCGGCUCGCUCCUCACGCGUAUCAAUGACUUACAGUUGCAGGCUGUCAUCAGACUUAUGGAGUCCACAUCGUCCAUGACAUGGGUGACAUCCGGUGGCCUCUUGACCGGCGAUUGCCCCGAGUUCGCUUUGAUCGUCGGCGCUGCACGCACUAUUCGCAAAGAAAAGCGUUCACUUGACCUGGUAACUCUUGACUACGAUGCCGAGACCACUUCGAAUCAGCGACUAGCCGCCAUAGCUUCCGAUAUCCUCGAGAGACAACACACCCAAGGAGGCCGCAACGGCGAGACCGAAUACUGCGUCCAAGGCGGGGUCGUACAUGUUGGCCGGGUACUGCCGCACACUGAAGUCAAUAGCGAGCUCGUGCCUGACUCCGGCAUUACCAAGAUGGCGCGACAACAAGACGGACCACCUGCUGUGGUUGCUCAGCUGGCAGGGGCAACAGGAGAUCUGGUCUUCUCUCGCGAUGAAGAUGUCGGACGGCCCCUCCAGCCAGAUGAGGUAGAGGUACAAACUCUCGCUAUUGGCCUGACAGCCGAAGAUGGUGCAGAUGAUACAACAUUCCUCAGCCACCAGAUGGCAGGCAAAGUGUCGCGUGCCGGUGACUCUGUGAAGGCGGAAUUCCCGCCAGGUUCGCUGGUCGCGGGUCUUGUUGCAUCCUUUGACGGCCAUUUGAAAGCAGCCGAAUUUGUCGAGCACCUCCAAGACCGCGGGGUUAGAGUCAUGGUCCUGCGCGCAGAUGUCACCCGUCUCGCUGAACUAGAGGAUGCGGUGGAGAAAAUCAGGUCUUCCUCAAGAGGACAAAACUUCCCUCCCAUUCGAGGAGUGCUCAAUGCUGCCGCCAUCAUUCAGGAUGGGCUCUUCGUGAAUCAAUCCUCGGAAGCUUGGCACAAGGUGGUCCAGCCGAAGUUGCAAGGCUGCUUGAAUCUGGACCGCGUCUUCUCCGGCACGGGUGCCACAACUGCAGGUCUUCAGCCACAGCCUGAGCUCGACUUCUUUGUUAUGACGAGCUCAGUGGCCGCUACCAUGGGCUCAGCCGGUCAGUCCAGCUACGCCGCGGCGAACGCAUUCCUCGACGGUCUCGCGCGACGUCGGCGAGCACGGGGGCUUCCUGGGGUCUCGAUUGUACUGCCGCCAAUUUUCGGCAUCGGAUACAUCGCACAACAUCGUGAGAUCGAACGUGCCGUGACAGGAAAGGGCAUGACGGGCAUACUAGAGCCAGAAAUGCUCGAGGCUUUCGAAGUCGCCAUGCUGCCCCAGACGGUGCAUGAUGAUCUAGUGGGCGAUCACAUCAUUGCCGGCGCGCAACCAAGGCGAUGGGGCGCCACUAUCCGAGCCGCGGGAAUCGACCCUCCGUGGGCCGACGACCCACGGUUCAGCUGGGUCCAGGUUGCGGUCGAGGAACAGAGUGGCCACAGCGACACAAACGGAAAAAGUUCGGCUUCUCAGCAGCCUAUCACUCAGACCAUUCGUGAGGCUUCCGAUCAAGCUGCGACCGAGAAUAUCGUGCUGGAGUACGUGGCCACUCGUUUGUCACGGCUCUUGAUGCUGGACGAGGUCAAGUACAAUGCGGCACUUUCGAACGUGCAUGUUGCCCUGGCGAGGGACAUGACAUUCGAAAACAUCAUGCACAAGAAAACAGCCACAACACACGAGGGUUUCUCAGCCAUGCUCAAUAAAGACAAGGAAGCCCAGCAGGCGGCCGUCAACGAGUACUUCCAGCACUGGGAUAAUAAGGAGGCAAAGGGGGAGACGGAGGCAGACAGAGCAGCACGCACAAAAGACUACGCCAGCCUGACCCGCCAGUACUACAACCUAGCGACCGACUUCUACGAGUACGGGUGGAGCCAGUCCUUCCACUUCUGCCGCUUCGGCGCCCGCGAGGCCUUCGGCGCCGCCAUCGCCCGGCACGAGCACUACCUCGCGCACAGCAUCGGCAUCCGCAAGGGGCACAAGGUCCUGGACGUCGGGUGCGGCGUCGGCGGCCCCGCGCGCGAGAUCGCAAAGUUCACGGGCGCGUACGUCACGGGCAUCACCAUCAACGAGUACCAGGUGCAGCGCGCGGCGCGGUACGCGGAGCAGGACGGGCUGGCGGGCAACUGCCGGUUCGUCCAGGGAGACUUUAUGGACCUGCCGUUUGACGAGGGCACGUUUGAUGCUGUUUAUGCCAUCGAGGCGACGGUGCAUGCGCCCAGCCUUGAGGGGGUUUACAGCCAGGUGUUCAAGGUGCUGAAGCCGGGCGGCGUGUUUGGAGUGUACGAGUGGGUCAUGACGGACGCGUAUGACAACGAUAACCUGCAUCACCGCCGGAUCCGACUCGAUAUCGAGCAGGGAGAUGGCAUCGCCAAUAUGGUGAAGGCUGAGGAGGCGCUGCGUGCCAUCAAGGCCGCGGGCUUCGAGCUGAUGGAGGCAGAGGAUCUUGCUGAGCGAUUCCAGGAGGGCGCAGAGGGAUCCGAUCCAGCGCCGUGGUACUGGCCUCUCGACGGGGCUGGCUGGAGGUAUGCAAACACUAUUGGCGAUUUGGUUGGCACCAUCAGGAUGACGCGAUGGGGCCGUUGGGCUGCGCAUAACUUCAUGGCUGCUCUUGAGAUGUUGAGGCUCGCGCCGCCUGGAACGAAGAAGACGGGAGACAGCUUGUCUAAGGCCGCGGAGGCCUUAGUGUUGGGGGGAAAGGAGAGGCUUUUCACGCCAAUGUUCUUGAUGGUGGCUCGGAAGCCACUCGAGACGCCGGGAGCACUUAUAUGA